Paramisgurnus dabryanus is the source of this 883-nucleotide messenger RNA. RefSeq names its product putative transcription factor Ovo-like 1. The record is from RefSeq and is a predicted model, not a curated record. Gene Ontology annotation, molecular function: RNA polymerase II cis-regulatory region sequence-specific DNA binding; DNA-binding transcription factor activity, RNA polymerase II-specific. Gene Ontology annotation, cellular component: nucleus. NCBI's taxonomy places the organism in Eukaryota, Metazoa, Chordata, Actinopteri, Cypriniformes, Cobitidae. Gene Ontology annotation, biological process: epidermal cell differentiation; regulation of transcription by RNA polymerase II.
UUCAUGUUUUGCUAGCUUAAGUCAAAAAAAAAAAAGUUAGUGGAGUGAACUGAACUUACAACUUGUAAAAAAUGCCACGUUCAUUUCUGGUGAAGAGGAAACAGGCGGCGGGUGCUGGAUGGCAGUGGAAAGAAUCUGACACCUGCAUUGAUCCAGACACAGAAGCAGAUGUACAGACACCCACUGAUGAUGUACUGGAAUCAGUGCCUGACACCCCACAGCCUGUCCAAAAACCCCCACCUGUUGCUCUGGAAGCCGUUCGUGUCUCUCGCUCUGUGGAUUAUGGGAUGGAGAGAAUCCAACAACAUCAAUCGCUGCAUCAGAGUUCUCGUCCUUCAUCUGCAUUAGCGAACCCAACACAGCACAAAGUUCGGGAAUCCAGUGGAUCCUCAGAGUUUUUGUGCUCCGUGUGUCAUAAAAUGUUUCCUCUACAGCGCAUGCUUACUCGUCACCUGAAGUGUCACAGUCUGAUUAAGCGACACCCGUGCAGGUACUGCGGUAAAGGCUUCAACGACACAUUUGACCUGAAGAGACACAUGCGGACACACACAGGUAUUCGUCCGUACAGGUGUGAUCUGUGUGAUAAAGCGUUCACGCAGAGAUGCUCGCUGGAGUCGCACCUGCGCAAGAUCCACGGCGUGCGUCAGCAGUACGCCUACCGCCAGCGACGCUCCAAGAUCUUCGUGUGCGAGGACUGCGGCUUCACUUCCAGCCGACCGGACGAGUAUUUCCUGCACGUGAGACAGCAGCACCCGAGCAGCCCGGCGCUUCGCCGCUACUACCGGAAACACGUGCUCGAGAGUCCCGCUCAGCACACCAUUGCCCCCUUCAUGCUGUACCCGCCGGCGGGUAUUUACAUGUGAGCGCAACUGAUGACUGUCAA